CAAAAAUCGCCUGGUUUUGAUAGCCUCUCAAAGAUGCAGAGCGUAGCCUCACUUCAAUGAGCGUACGUUUCUCGCCUCGACCCUCGAGGCGUAAAAUCGUCGAGGGGUAGCCUAGAACAUUUCAGGCUUUUAACGGGGUAAGUUUGUAAAAAGAUGAAAAAGCAUUCCGAGUGACGAGUGAGAGUGGGAAUCGAACUCUUUUCUUCUUGCUGGUUCGAACCAAGAAGUGAGAAGUGCAAAAGAACAACUCCAGUGCUCUCCUCAACGGCUUAAUCUACAUUGAAACGAGGAUCAAGUUUGGUUUGAAAUUUGAAGUCUGUAACAGACUAACAAUCGACUACCAAGUGAUCAUCGACCAAGAAGAUUACACCUGCUACAUAUCAUCCUACUCAUAAUCAGACUGUUCCACCACCUAAUCAAGGUUCUGGUUAAUCUCACUUGUGUAUACUUAUCAAAUUAUACUUCAAUUUUAACUAAUCACUCAUUUCCUGAUGAAAAUUUUUCACCCAAAGGCAUACCCUUUGGAAGGAAGUUUGCGAACUUUACAGCUCCAAUCAUCAGCCCAUAACUCCAGAGUACAAGCCAAUGCCGGGGCACUCACAAAUUUUGAAGUACUUGACUUUUUACGGUCUAGAGGAGCAUCAACAGAUCCUACCCGUGUAAUUGCCCCUGUAGCUCCAUCUGAGUUCAAGGUCUACGAUUAUUUGGUUCAAAGUGCGGUUUGCAAUCAAACAAGAGAAAGCAUCAAUGAAUUCUUGAAGAGAUGUGAAAAAUAUGACCUUGCAAAUGCUGAAAAGCUCAAUAUUAUCAACAUUAGACCAUCAUCUUUGGUUGAAAUUGACCCGAUUAUAGAGGAAUGCGAGAAACGCAUGAAAAGUGAAGAUGUUGAAGAGUUGGUGGAGAUGGUUGUUCAGGUGUUACCGGAGCAUCCAGCAUCUGUGGGGAUUGAAAGAGGGACAGAUGUAGAUAAAAUAAGUCCAGAUCAAGAGUUAAUGGAGGCGAACUAAGUUUGCUGCGCCAACUUUUCUACGAGAUAUGGUCUGCUUAUAUCUCUGCAACUUGGUUCAAAACCAGCAGUGGUGGUUUCUUCGGCAAGACUAGCAAUGAAGAUCAUGAAAACUCACGAUCUCGAACUCAAAACUAAUGGGGCCGAUGAUCUCUCUCUCUCUCUCUCUCUUUCCUCUUUUUCCUCCUUUCCCUCUUCCUGUUUUUUUCCUCUUCUUCUUCAUCUUUUUCUUUGCUUUCCUCUCUACUUGAACCGGUAAUGAUAGCAAGACCUUUGUCCCUCCCAUUUUCCUUGAUUUCAACCCCCUUGUUUUUCUUUCUCAUUGGGGGCGCACUGAACAUUCCAAAUUUUGGGAAACCACGUCUCACUAUUUCUCGGUCCAUCUCACAAAACAAAUGAAUGAAAAUGAGAAUCUAAGAAGAAUAUUC
Molecule: messenger RNA, 1434 nt
Organism: Nelumbo nucifera (sacred lotus)
Lineage: Eukaryota; Viridiplantae; Streptophyta; Magnoliopsida; Proteales; Nelumbonaceae
Source: RefSeq, a predicted model, not a curated record